CGGCCGGGCCGGGCCGGGCCGCUCCCGCGAGGCACCGCCGGCAGCGCCCCGAUCCCAGAACGCCGCGGUGCUGCAACGCUCUGCUCACCCGAAAAAUCCAAAUAAACACCUUUACAACCUUCAGGCAGGCAGCAGAAAACAAAAAUGCGCCCGAUGCGGAUCUUUGUGAACGACGACCGGCACGUGAUGGCCAAGCACUCGGCCGUGUACCCCACGCAGGAGGAGCUGGAGGCCGUGCAGAACAUGGUUUCCCACACGGAGCGGGCCCUCAAAGCCGUCUCCGACUGGAUCGACGAGCAGGAGAAAGUCAGCGGGGAGCAGCCGGAGACGGAGUCCAUGGAGACGGCGGCCGAGGAGGAGAGCAAGGAAGGAGGGGAUCAGAAGGCCACGGAGCAGCUGACGAGGACCCUGCGGGGGGUGAUGCGCGUGGGGCUGGUGGCCAAAGGCCUCCUGCUGAAGGGGGACCUGGACCUGGAGCUGGUCCUGCUGUGCAAAGACAAACCCACGGCCAAGCUCCUGGAAAAAGUCGCCGAUAAUCUGGGAGUGCAGCUCGCGGCCAUCACCGAGGACAAGUACGAGAUCAUCCAGUCCGUGGGAGACGCCGCCAUCAUCAUCAAGAACACCAAGGAGCCGCCGCUGACGCUGACCAUCCACCUGACGUCCCCCGUGGUCAGGGAGGAGCUGGAGAAGCAGCUGGCCGGAGAAACGCUCUCAGUCACCGACUCCCCGGACGUUCUGGACAGGCAGAAAUGCCUUGCUGCCUUGGCGUCUCUGCGCCACGCCAAGUGGUUCCAGGCCAGGGCCAACGGGCUGAAGUCGUGCGUCAUCGUCAUCCGGGUGCUGCGGGACCUCUGCACUCGCGUUCCCACCUGGGCCCCGCUCAGAGGAUGGCCUCUGGAGCUGCUGUGUGAGAAAUCCAUCGGGACGGCGAACCGGCCGAUGGGCGCGGGCGAGGCUCUGCGCCGCGUGCUGGAGUGCCUGGCCUCGGGCAUCGUCAUGCCAGAUGGUUCUGGUAUUUAUGACCCUUGUGAAAAAGAAGCCACUGAUGCUAUUGGGCAUCUAGACAGACAACAAAGGGAAGAUAUCACACAGAGUGCUCAGCACGCGCUCCGGCUCGCCGCCUUCGGCCAGCUCCACAAAGUCCUGGGCAUGGAUCCCCUGCCCUCCAAAAUGCCCAAAAAACCAAAGAACGAGAACCCAGUGGAUUACACCGUUCAGAUCCCGCCCAGCACCACGUACGCCGUCACCCCCAUGAAGCGGCCGAUGGAGGAGGACGGGGAGGAGAAAUCUCCCAGCAAAAAGAAAAAGAAGAUUCAGAAAAAAGGUAUUGAGUUAACGAGAGAGGAGAAGCUGGAACCUCCUCAGGCCAUGAACGCUCUGAUGAAGCUGAACCAGCUCAAACCGGGGCUCCAGUACAAACUGGUGUCCCAGACCGGCCCCGUGCACGCUCCCAUCUUCACCAUGUCCGUGGAGAUCGACGGCAGCACCUUCGAGGCCUCGGGGCCGUCCAAGAAAACGGCGAAGCUCCACGUGGCCGUGAAGGUGCUGCAGGACAUGGGUUUGCCCACGGGAGUGGAAGGAAAAGACUCCGGGAAGGGCGAUGAGUCGGCGGAGGAGACGGAGACGAAGCCGGUGGUGGUGGCUCCUCCGCCCGUGGUGGAAACGGUGUCGACGCCCACGGCGGCCUCGCCCACGGCGGAUCAGACCCCCGAGAACGUGAAGCAGCAGGGACCAAUCCUGACGAAACACGGGAAGAACCCGGUGAUGGAGCUGAACGAGAAGCGGCGCGGGCUCAAGUACGAGCUGAUCUCGGAGACGGGCGGGAGCCACGACAAGCGAUUUGUCAUGGAGGUGGAGGUGGACGGGCAGAAGUUCCAAGGAGCCGGCUCAAACAAGAAGGUGGCCAAAGCGUACGCGGCGCUGGCCGCGCUGGAGAAGCUGUUCCCAGAUGCUCCCGUUGCCAUCGAGCAGAACAAGAAGAAAAGAGCCCCCGUUGCAGCCAGGGGUGGCCCCAAAUUCCCGGUCAAACAGCACAAUCCAGGAUUUGGGAUGGGGGGAGGCCCCAUGCACAACGAGGCCCCCCCGCCCCCCAACAUGAGGGGUCGCGGCCGGGGCGGAAACAUCCGGGGCCGCGGGAGAGGCCGGGGCGGCUUCGGGGGCAACCACGGCGGCUACAUGAACACAGGGGCCGGCUACGGCAGCUACGGCUACGGAGGGAAUUCCGCCACCGCCGGCUACAGCCAGUUCUACAGCAACGGCGGCCACUCCAACUCGGGCGGCGGCGGCGGCGGCGGCGGCGGCGGCGGCGGCGGCUCCUCGGGCUACGGCUCCUACUACCAGGGCGGCGACGGCUACACGGCCCCCGCGCCCCCCAAACACGGCGGCAAGAAACAGCAGCACGGCGGCGGCCAGAAGGCCUCGUACGGCUCCGGCUACGCCGGCCACCAGGGCCAGCAGCCCUACGGACAGGGCCAGUACGGCGGCUACGGGCCCGGGCAGGGCAAGCAGAAGGGUUACGGGCACGGCCAGGGCGGUUACUCCUACUCCAACUCCUACAACUCGCCCGGCGGAGGCUCCGAUUACAACUAUGAGAGUAAAUACAGUUACAGCGGUAACAGCGGCCGCGGCAGCGGUGCCAACAGCUACUCCGGGGGCGGCUCCUACAACUCGGGCUCCCACGGGGGCUACGGCGGCUCCGGGGGCGGGGGCUCCUCGUACCAAGGUAAGGCAGGCGGAUACUCCUCUCAGUCCAACUACAACUCCCCGGGUUCCCAGAACUACAGCGGCCCCCCCAGCUCCUACCAGGCGUCGCAGGGCGGAUACGGCAGGAACGAGCACAGCAUGAGUUACCAGUACAGAUAAACCCCCGUUCCUCCUCCUCCUCCUCCUCCUUCCCUCCGGAUCCUCCGGAUUUUAUCCCCUUUUUCCCAUUUUCCCCCUUUUUUCCCCCAAAAUCCCCUUGCUCUGUGUGACCCCGUCACCUCCGGGCCUCUAUUUAAUGGGUCGUAGUUGCCACGACGACUUGGUUUAAAUAGGAUUAUUAUUAUUAUUUUUUUUUGUGGGGGGGGGAGGGGGUGUUUCGUUUUUUGGGGGUUUUUUUUUUGAGGUUUUGGGGUUUUUUUGGGGUGUGGGGAAGUCGAUCCGAUUCCGGAGCCUUUUCCCAGGCCCCGGCGAAGGGAGGGGCCCUCGUUGUUCU
Pseudopodoces humilis (Tibetan ground-tit) is the source of this 3196-nucleotide messenger RNA. The record is from RefSeq and is a predicted model, not a curated record. Lineage: Eukaryota; Metazoa; Chordata; Aves; Passeriformes; Paridae.